Messenger RNA from Chenopodium quinoa (quinoa), 1302 nucleotides. Its product is annotated as protein MEMO1-like. Bases 191 to 1066 code for a protein of 291 amino acids. NCBI's taxonomy places the organism in Eukaryota, Viridiplantae, Streptophyta, Magnoliopsida, Caryophyllales, Amaranthaceae. The record is from RefSeq and is a predicted model, not a curated record. The transcript is spliced from 8 exons.
AGAAAACACAAAAGAGAGAAAAAGGUAGCAAAAAAAAUUUUGUAAUUGAAGAGAAGAAUCGUUAUAGGUAGAGAGGAAUCGCUAUUAAAAUCAAUAAAGCCAAAUAGAAGAAUCUGUAAUCUUCACUACUUAUUCCUCUUUUCUCUGAAUCCGAUUCAUCCCUAAAUUCUCUCUCCUCCUGAAUUUGGCAAUGGAGAUAGCAAGAAGAGCUUCUCACGCUGGUUCUUGGUACACCAACAAUCCUAGCAAAUUAGCUGAAGAACUUGAAGGGUGGCUAAAUGAAGCUGGCCUUAGUAAAUCUUCUGAUGUACGAGGUGUUAUUGCUCCGCAUGCAGGAUAUUCAUAUUCAGGCCGUGCUGCAGCUUAUGCAUUUGGCAACAUAGACCCUAAAAGCAUUUCACGGGUGUUCCUUUUGGGUCCCUCGCAUCACUACUAUACUCCAAAAUGUGCUCUUUCAAGAGCCACUGUCUACAAGACUCCUAUUGGAGAUCUGCCCAUUGAUUUGGAAGUCAUUGAGGAGCUUAAGGCGACUGAGGAGUUUGAAAUGAUGGAUAUUCGGGUUGAUGAGGCUGAGCACAGUAUGGAGAUGCACUUGCCUUAUCUUGCUAAAGUAUUUGAAGGACGUUCAGUGAAAGUUGUUCCAAUUUUAGUUGGUGCUGUUAGUGCUGAAAGUGAAGCCAUGUAUGGCCGAUUGCUAGCUAAAUACGUGGAUGAUUCAAGCAAUUUUUUCUCAGUAUCCUCUGACUUCUGUCACUGGGGAUCUCGCUUCAACUACACUUACUAUGACAAGAAACAUGGAGCCAUCCACAAGUCUAUUGAAGCAUUGGACCGUAUGGGGAUGGAAAUUAUAGAAACAGGAGAUCCGGAUGCAUUCAAGCAGUAUUUACUCAAAUAUGAUAACACCAUCUGUGGUCGUCAUCCAAUUAGUGUUUUCCUCCAUAUGUUGAUGAACUCUGCCACGAAGAUAAAGAUUAAAUUUUUGCGGUACGAACAAUCAAGCCAAUGCAAGAGCAUGAGAGACAGUAGUGUAAGCUAUGCUUCAGCAGCAGCCAAGGUAGAACCUUGAAACCUCAAGGACUAUCUAUCUCCUGCUAGGCUGCUAUGCAUUUUAGUUGCUUUGAAGGGCUGUCUAUGCUUGAUCUCUGAUUUUCAUCCUUUAAAGCCAAAACUUGGUUUUCCAUUUGUACCUUAGUUCAAAAGUCUAUUAAUAAUGAAACUUUCUCCAAAAAUAGUUGUCCCGAAGGCAUUUUGUUCAGAUGGGUUCAUUAUUCGAUUGCCAAUUCUUCAGAUUUUUCUUCGUUA